CUGGCCACAUUCACUGUCGGCCUUGCAGAGAGGGUUCUCUGGAAGACAGAGGCCACCAACGCUGCAGGCAAAGCCCGCGCCACAGUCUUCAUUCUUCUGACAAAGUGCUACCUCUGGAAUACAGAGGCCGGUUGGCCCACAGAUGAAUCCAGCGCCACAGUCCUGUUUGCCUUGGCAAUUAUUGACCUUCGGGAUACAGACACCUCCAGUGCCGCAAGUGAAGUUCGCAGGGCAUUGGUUGUCCGUUCUGCACCCGGAAAAGUUCAAGAUGCACUUCUUACUUUCGCUGCAGAGCCCCAAAGGACCGCAGGUUUGGCCAACUGCACAGCUACUGUCAUCUUUGCAAGUAAGAUCCUUGGGUAUACAGAGACCCGCAGGGCCACAGAAAAACCCAGUGCCGCAGUUUGCGUCAAGCUGACACAGAGCGCCGCCUGGAAUACACUUGUUGGAAGGUCCACAGAUGAGGCCAUCGGGGCACUGUCCGUUGCCUUGACAGUCUCCAGGAAUAGGCACGCAGAUGCCAGUGGCACCACAGCUAAAACCAGCCCGGCAGCCUUGGUCGUUUUGGCAGGUUCCAAACUCUGGAAUACAGAGGUUGGCUGGACCACAAAUGAAACCGUCCUGGCAGCCACGGUUGUUGUUGCAGGUGGGAGCGAUACAGAACCCGUUCGGGCCACAGACAAGUCCACCAUUGCAAUUAUCGUUUGUGAUGCACGCAAAACCAACGUCAAUGCAAAGUCCCAGAGGGCCACAGAUGAGGCCGAGCGUGCAAUCGCUUGGAACGGUGCAGGCUGUGCUUCCUCCAGGAACGCAGACACCCCGAGGACCACAAACAAGGCCAUCGCGGCAAUCCGUAUUGGCCCUGCAGAGCAAGGGGUCUUCGAUACAGAUCCCGAGCGGGCCGCAAAUGAAGCCGACUGCGCAAUUUCCACAUACGAAGCCUGGGUUGCAAUCCUUGUCCAAAGUACAGUUGUUGGUGGUAUCCGAGGUACAGAUACCAAGCGUCCCGCAAAUUUGGCCAAGACCGCAGUCCUUAUCGUUCUGGCACAAGGCCGAGCCAUCUGGAACGCAGACUCCGAGAGGGCUGCACACACGUCCGAUGCCACAGUUGCCACCUGCAGUGCACGAAUCGGAGCCUUUAGGGAUACACACGCUGGAUGGGCCGCAGAUGAACCCGACGCCGCAGUCGAUAUCCGCAGUGCACUUGGGGUCCGAAAUGCAGAUACCAUUCGGAAUGCAGGUUCCGGCUGGGCCACAUUCAAAACGUGGCGGGCAGUCGCCUUUGACAGUGCAACGGGUACCACCUCCCGUGAUGCAGAUUCCAAGGGGACCGCAGAUGAGGCCGAAGUCACAGUUUUCGUUUGUGGUACACAGGGGAGAGCCAUUCGGAACACAGACACCGGUAGAGCUACAGACUUGACCAACUCCGCAAAUCUGUCCUCCAGUCCCGCAUGUAGGCUGACCACGCGGAAUGCACUUCUUGCUAGGCCCGCAGAUGAAUCCAGCAGCGCAGUCCUGGUCGACAGUGCAGCUGCCGCUGGUAUCCAGGACACAAGUGCCGAAUGGCCCGCAGAUAAAGCCGAGGUCGCACUUCCGGUUUGUGUCACAGAGUAG
Messenger RNA from Clonostachys byssicola, 1614 nucleotides. Lineage: Eukaryota; Fungi; Ascomycota; Sordariomycetes; Hypocreales; Bionectriaceae. The record is from the annotation of a GenBank genome assembly.